AUGACUGUUCAUCUACCCCCUCAAGCAGAUUUCACCUUCACAUUCGGCACCUCGACUGCGAAACGCGUGUUCGCGUUCGCGCCAGCGACAGCGACAGCACCCCCAGAGGAUACCUUCUCUCGCCUGUUCCCAGAUGUUGCUGUCUUGGUCUUCGAAGAGCUCUCGUGUGUAGAUCGCCCCAAUCCCCAGUCCUUGGGCUGGAUGCGAGUGGCUCUAGUUAACCACCUUUGGCGCGCCACUAUACUCGGCAUGCCGCAGCUUUGGGCUCGCGACUUUCUCUCUCGGGGUUACAAAAGGGGACUUCAACACUAUUUAGCGCGCGCACAGGACCUUCCUCUGACGUUGGACCUGCAGUUACCCCGAGAGGUGCCGGAUUUGCGUCGCAUGCGGGAGCUUCUUCGACGUACUAGAGUUCUUUCGCGUUCCGGUGGCGACAAGGCUAUCCAGCAAUUGUUAGAGGAGCUACGCAGAUCGUCACUGCCAUUGCUGGAAGAAGUUUCUUUGUCUUGUCGCGAACAGGUCAGAGAACGGUUCUAUCUGAAGGAGAGUCUCUGCAUACAUCCCAACCUUCGUACUAUCUCUGCGCACGGCUGCUGUUUGCCUAUCCCUAACAUCAUAACUUCACUCUCAGUGAGCCUCCGUGGGUCGGAAAACCUAUCGGAUGCCACAAACCUGGGAAAGCUGUUGCAAACGCUCGCGAGCACACCUAAGCUACAAACGUUGACCAUCCAUUUUCAAGAGUUCAUCCGCGGUAUUUCUCCGACACCGACCAAUGUCCCGGGAGGCACGAUACGUCUCCCAGCGCUCACGGAAUUGGUCUUCAACGAUCCGAGCAUCCAUACAGGAGAGAUUGUGAUGACUGUCCUCAGGCGUCUUGAUAUGCCGUCCCUCAAGAGAGUGGACGUAAAACAGGCGUACAAGUACAAGCUCAUGAAUGGCGGUCCAGCGUUACGCCAUCACGACGCGGCGCGCGAGCUUCAGGAUCUGCUCUCGUACUUCGCGCCGGCACCAUGCGCCCGCGAUAUCACAUAUCUUGCGCUUGAGAGCUGCGCUCUCUUCAAGUCCGACGGUAAAGUCGUCCGGGACGAUGCCCAUACCAUGGCUAUUCAUAUGGGGACCGACCCUCCGACACGUCCAUCACCUUCACUCGUAUGGCCAGCAGGUUCAAGGAGCCUAUCGCUCAGUAUCUGCUACAAGCGCAAUCCUCGGCACUUCCCUCUCACAAUCGCGCAUGCUCUCGAGGCGAUAAAAUUCCCAUUCCACCUGAUCAAGGUGCUCGACAUCGACCUAUCUCCCUUCUUGGGGUUAUCCCUGAACGUUGAGCGCCUGUUAUUCCAAUGCGCCGAUGUCGAGAAGCUCAUCAUCGGACGCCAAAACGACCACGAGAGCGCGCAUGCAAUCUUGCAGGCAUUAACUCCGUCCAUCCCUGGCGACGCAAAUCCGUUCCGCGAACUACCGUUCCAAUCUGAGUUGCCAGUCCUUCUCCCGCGCUUGCGCACAGUCGAGCUCCCAAGCGGAAACGUCGAUCGCAUACACUUCGUCGAGCUCCUGACCGCACGCUACGUCCGCAAAGCACCACUUGGUCACUUCAUCAUCCCCGGCGAGGAGCUCGAGGCACGCAUCUCGAUGACCUUGCGAGGGUUGUCUGGAAUCCGUGGGAGAGUCGUAGGGCGAUUGUGUGGCUUCGCUGGGAGCGUUGGCGCGACAGUGACCGUCAAGGAUACGUCGCCAGAAGGCAAACCCGGGACAUGCCCAUCGGAGAUCCUGUUCAAUUACAGUCCAUCAGCCUGGACACUGUCGUUGAAUAGCCUGACUGUGUAG
Messenger RNA from Peniophora sp. CBMAI 1063, 1821 nucleotides. The record is from the annotation of a GenBank genome assembly. NCBI's taxonomy places the organism in Eukaryota, Fungi, Basidiomycota, Agaricomycetes, Russulales, Peniophoraceae.